Messenger RNA from Serinus canaria (Common canary), 912 nucleotides. RefSeq lists its product as uncharacterized. Lineage: Eukaryota; Metazoa; Chordata; Aves; Passeriformes; Fringillidae. Gene Ontology annotation, biological process: cell surface receptor signaling pathway. The transcript is spliced from 3 exons. Gene Ontology annotation, cellular component: plasma membrane. Bases 133 to 912 code for a protein of 259 amino acids. The record is from RefSeq and is a predicted model, not a curated record.
CUCCAUCUCCCAAGGCCUUCAGAAGCAGGAGGGGAGCAGCCAGCAUUCCUCUGCCUUGCACUCACUCACACUCCCCUGAAAGCUCAGCACAGUCCUGUCCUUCCAACCCCAUCCUUCCUUCCACACCCACCCAUGCCCAGCCUGCGCCUUCCAGCUGCUGCAUCUCUGCAGGGUUUCUGCUUUCCUGCAGAAACAAAGUUUGUGCUGACACAGAGUUUGUGUCACUCCCCAGGGUUCCCAGCCAGCCAAUGCCUUCUCUCAUUUCUUGGCCAGCCCCAUCCCGAGGUGUCUCACCCUCACUCACUGCUCCCUCUGCACACACCUUUGGGCAGCUCCAAGAGGCAGGUUGCUGAGAGGGUAGGGGCCUUUCCCCACAUGGUUCCCUGCUGUUUCGUGGUGGCCAUGCUGGCCCCUCUGGUGUUAGCCCUGGAACAGUCUCCACACAUGGUGAUAAAAGAAGGCCAAUCUGUGAAUCUGGAAUGUUCCAAGAAGAAAUCCUCCAGCACAGCUAUGUACUGGUUCAUUCUGCCUUCAGAGAAGAAUUCCAGUCUGACCCUACUGGCUUCUGCAGUACAAGGUGGUACCGGAGUGGUGGAGAAGGGUUUUGAGAGCCAUUUCAAGAGCAGCAAUAUCCAAGGAGACAGUAUCACCCUCUCAAUAGAACAUGCCUUUCUCAAUGACUCUGGCACAUACUACUGUGCUGAGGGUGAGCACAGUGAUGAGACUGCUGAGGGAGCUGAGCACAAACUUGUCCCAGCACAAACAGGACCUGCUUUACACCUUGUGGCUGACCCAUCCCAUGACUCUGUCCUGCACGACACAAACCCGUGCACAGCACAGGCCUGCAAAGAACUCCAGGUGGUUCCCACCCUGCAGAUUCCCAUGCUAAUGUCCAAGCAUCCCAGGACCUAA